UUUCCGCCCGAACAUUUCCUCAUAGCUGAAGAAAGGUGAUCGCUGGAUCGCAACAAAGAAAAUUCAAACUGCUGAAAGUGCCUCUGACUUUUUCGGGUGAUUGGAAAACGCUUCCUGCUCAGCAGCGAUAGUUAAUUUUUUUGCGUGAUAAACAAACCACAAGCUAAACCAAAUGAACUGAGGAGUGCGCUUCGAGUGGCGGAAAAUAAGUGUGCAUUCAGCUUCAAGUGACAACGAUCGAAAAUGUGGAGAAUUGUUAAUUUACUCUUACUGCUGUCAUCAAGGCUUUCGUGUGAUUUAGUAGUUGGCUCCUAUAUUGACAAUGUGAUCGAGCAGCAGCACGCAAUCAUUAACGAAAUGAAUCAAAAUUUCACCGAACUGGAGAAAGAAAGCGAGAAAUUCAUCGAUUUGGGAACAUUCAUUGCAAAGCAUGAAGUACCUCCAAAAAUUGUAAAAAUUACAAACACCGUAGCUGUUAAAGUUCCUGUUCCAUAUCCAGUUAAAAUACCCCACCCUGUGCCUGUGCCCGUUCCUGUUACCAAAACUGUACCGGUGCCAGUACCAAAGAUCAUAAGGCUACCGGAAGCGGCUGCAGUGCAGCCAACUGACGGCGUUCCAAUUGCAGAAUCUGUAUCGGCAAUCGUUCCUACAGUCCCAGUGCUCUCCAGCAGAUCUUCCGGGCCAACAAGUGCUUCUAACUUGCUAACAGGUGAACAAGAAACUGCUCAUUCCAAUCAGAACGAACAAGUGGAAUACACACGCUCCUAUCCCAUCCAUUCUGUGUAUGAUGUUGGCGCAGAUUACAACCCAUACAUGGGAAACCGUCAAGUAUUGUUCAAACAAAGUGAAUCGGCUUCGGAACCUCAACCCACUAGACAUUAUAGCGAAGAUUUCAAAAAAUUAGAAGAAUACAGUAGCUCAAGUGCGAAACAAUCAUUGAAUCAAAACUCUCGUAGUUUCCAUACAACUCUCAAACCAGAGUCGAUUCCAAGAUCAACCCAUGGUUAUCGUGAGUACUACUCGACGGUCCAGCCCGAAGUGGGAUCGUCAGCGGGUACUCCCCAACCGGAAGUUGUUCAUCAUGCAUACAAGUCGCCUAAAUCAGUUUUCUACUCAAGUGAUACGGACAAGUAUCCUGCUCCCAAGUUUCCACGACCCUCUCAUUCAGCAUUCCCUACGAUCCCAACAUAUAGCACAAAGGAUAUUUUCGAAGAGCAAAACUAUAAAAUUUAUCACCCCAAACCAACUGCAACUCACCCUACUUUCAAAGACUCAUAUCCUCAUUACGAACAACCUGACGCAGGCAAAUACUAUCAGCAAAAACCCACCGCAGCUAUCUACCACGAUUAUACGGGACAAUCAGAACAAAGUGGCCACCGAAGCAAACAACUAAAGUAUAUCGAAAAUUAUCAGAAGCCCACUGAAAUGAGUUACUCUACAACGUACCACGACACUGACCACGGACAAUCAGGUGAAACUUCAUCCCAGUACAAGCAAUAUAAAUAUCAGGAUGAUAACUAUGCAUCCCAUGAAGAAUCUUACGCCGACCAUAAUAGACCUUCCAAACAGUACCAAUUGAGCGACUUUUAUAGUAGUUCUGAAGAUAAACCUGAGACCCAAUCUUAUUCCGAACACAAAGAGUCACAAAAUAGCCUUCAAAAGUAUAAAUACUACUAUCCGAAACCCACGCCGGUCUCCGAAGCCCUAACUUAUUUAGAAGGAAAGUUACCAUCAAACUCAGCAAAUCACAAAGAAUACUAUUCCAAACCACAGCAAAGCUACUAUCAGAAACUCCCUAAAGAACACGAGACAAGAUACGCUUCAAAACCAACCGCCAACUCCUACAACUUCCCAAGUGACGCUCAUCUCCAUCCUUCCUACCAAGAUACCGUUCCAUCCAAAGCCAAAACCCAUAGCUACUACCCUUCCGUGGCAUCCGAACAACACCAAUUCGAAGAGUCCCCUAAAAGCGAGUACAAAUUCUACCAAUAUGUACAUCACCCAAGCUCAACCCCUGCAUCCCACCAACUCCACUCACAGUCUUACGACCAAGGUACGGGUGGGGAAGACGACUACCAGCAGCAGCAACAACGGCAGCAUCAUCAGCAGUACACGUCCGGCGCAUCCCACUACGGUGGUACCGACAUGCUCGAAUCCUCCUCGAAAGAUCAAACAACUUACGAGAGAGCCGUCGAGAGCGAUCACCGCGCGGCACAUCCCAACGAUUAUGCUGAACAUAGCCACGAGCAUCUGCAUCACCAUCACCACCAGCGGGAAGCCGCAGGCGGAAGAGGCUAUUAAGCGGCCACCGGUUUCCGGUUGGAUAUUAACAGCCAUCGGCCACACAUCGACUGAUAUUGUACCUAACGUGUGUUACCACAUUGUUUAGAUUACCUACUAUUUAUUCAUUACGCAACCCAUGCUGUUUGCGUUGUCUUGUACUUUUCAUCGCGUGAUGUCGGGAGAGAAAAAGACGAGAUUUUCACAGGCGCCUUCCUCCUAUCCAGCUGGAGGAAACUAUUUUACGUUUCAGUCUGAAAAAUGAAACAUUUUGUUGUUAACUAGUAGAUAAGGUGUGUGCGAGUGUUUGACAGAUUUUAUUUUUGAAAAAGUUUAAUAAAAUUUAUGAUUGAAAAUGAA
Messenger RNA from Toxorhynchites rutilus septentrionalis, 2640 nucleotides. RefSeq lists its product as uncharacterized. Lineage: Eukaryota; Metazoa; Arthropoda; Insecta; Diptera; Culicidae. The coding region runs from base 244 to 2301 and encodes 685 amino acids. The transcript has 2 exons. The record is from RefSeq and is a predicted model, not a curated record.